AUGCAUCUCGCCAUAGCUCUCCUAGUCCAAGCGACUCUAGCCCUCAGCGCACCCCUCGACGACCUCACAGCCUGCCUCCGCACCGCUUCCGUGCCCAUCGCAUCCUCAACCCCGACGCCAUACAACCUCCGCGUCCCCGUUAAGCCACUUCUCGUCGCCGUGCCGACCACAAAUGCCCAAAUCGCCUCCGCGGUAACAUGCGGUUCCAAGAGCGGUGUCAGGGUCAGCGCAAAGAGCGGCGGACACAGCUACAUCUCGACUGGGUACGGCGGCGAAGAUGGACAUCUUGUGAUUAACCUAGACCGCAUGUACAGCGUGACUGUCGCGAGCGACGGGACGGCCAAGGUCCAGGCUGGUGCGCGGUUGGGACACGUAGCCACGGAGCUGUAUAAUCAGGGGAAGAGGGCGAUAUCGCAUGGAACUUGCCCAGCUGUUGGUGUGAGCGGCCACGCCCUCCACGGAGGUCAUGGCAUGGUCUCCCAUACCUACGGCCUCGCAACAGACUGGAUCAAAGCGGCGACAGUCGUCCUCGCCAACGGCACAAUCACGCGCUGUUCAGCGACGGAGCGUCCCAACCUCUUCUGGUCCAUCCGCGGUGCGGGCUCCUCCAUGGUCAUCGUCGCAGAACUGGAAUUUAACACCUUUGCCGCGCCGGAGAAGGUGACGUAUUUCGAUAUAGAUCUUGUCUGGGAUACGGCGAAGCUGCCACAGGUUCUGCUGGAUACGCAGGAAUUUGCAAAGACUAUGCCGGCGGAGCUGACGAUGUCGACGACGUUUAAUAACGACGGGAGUUAUCUGAACGGCGCGUAUGUUGGCGAUGAUGCGGGCUUUCGCGCGGCGGUGCAACCUUUGCUUGCAAAGAUUGGUGCGAAAGUGUCUAGUUCCAAGACUGUUGGAUGGAUCGACUUUAUCAAGCACUAUGCGGGUGUGACGGAUAUCGACGUGACAACGGCAACAUACAACGAGCACGACAACUCCUACGCGUCAAGCCUCACAACACCCGCGCUUACAAAAACGACCUUCCAAUCCCUCGUUGACGCCAUCGCUAAGAACGGCCUCACCGCAACCCGGUCCUGGUACAUGCACAUGAACUUCCACGGGGGCGCAAACUCAGCCGUGGCGCGGCCCCAGACCAACGAUACCGCCUACGUUCACCGCGACAAGAUGCUUCUCUUCCAGCUCAAGGAUGGCGUCUCGACGAGCCAGACGUAUCCCUCCGACGGGUUCGCGCUGCUCCAGGGGUUGAGGCAGAGUAUUGCCAAGGGGCUGGGCAGUGAUCAGUGGGGGAUGUAUGCGAACUAUCCAGAUUCUCAGAUUAGUGAAAGCGAGGCGGUGCGGUUGUAUUGGGGGAGUAAUCUGAAUAGGUUGGAGUGGGUCAAGGCUGAUUAUGAUCCGACGAAUUUGUUUCGAUUCGUGCAGUCUAUCAAGCCUGCUGAAUAG
Messenger RNA from Colletotrichum paranaense, 1440 nucleotides. RefSeq lists its product as uncharacterized. The record is from RefSeq and is a predicted model, not a curated record. Gene Ontology annotation, molecular function: FAD binding; oxidoreductase activity. The transcript is spliced from 3 exons. Lineage: Eukaryota; Fungi; Ascomycota; Sordariomycetes; Glomerellales; Glomerellaceae. Bases 1 to 1440 code for a protein of 479 amino acids.